CGUUCAAUAUUUUCUUCCCCUGUUCGUUUCCGGUGUGAUGGUGUCCAUAGUGUGACAAAAAAGUGGAAAACAACCCGAAACAGCACGGCUCGAUGGAGAAGUUCGGCUCGAUGGAGAAGUUCGGCUCGAUGGAGAAGUUCGGCUCGAUGGAGAAGUUCGGUCCGAACGAUCAGGAGAUCGAGAGAUGGAUGUCUCGCGCGUUUGAAAUGGCCAGAGAAGCUCUGCAGAAUGGAGAAGUGGCUGUCGGAUGUCUGAUGGUCUACAAAGAUCAAGCAAUUGGGAAAGGAAGGAAUGAAGUUAACAAGACUAAGAAUGCCACUCGUCACGCUGAGUUGGUCGCUCUGGAUGAGCUUCUGGACUGGUGUCGCAAUAGCAACCUGGAUUUGAGAAGCGUGUGUGAGCACACAGUCCUGUACGUCACGGUGGAACCAUGCAUCAUGUGUGCUGCAGCCCUGCGCCUGCUCAACAUGGCUUUGGUCGUGUAUGGCUGCUGGAAUGAGCGGUUUGGAGGCUGUGGCUCUGUUCUGGACAUUUCCUCUGCCGACCUGCUGCAGACUGGGACCACAUUUAAGUGUAUUUCAGGCCACAGAGCAGAUGAAGCUGUGGAGAUUCUGAAAACUUUCUACAAACAGCAGAACCCAAACGCUCCCAAACCCAAAACAAGGACAGAUGCAGCUCUACAGGUGUGAUGCAGCUGGAUUAGUUGUUUAUAUUAAAAAUACAAAAAUAAAUAAAUGUUUUGUUAAAUAAAAAUACAUUUGUGAUGUUUGGAAGCUUU
Messenger RNA from Oryzias latipes (Japanese medaka), 778 nucleotides. RefSeq names its product adenosine deaminase tRNA specific 2 (gene adat2). The record is from RefSeq and is a predicted model, not a curated record. Gene Ontology annotation, biological process: tRNA wobble adenosine to inosine editing. Gene Ontology annotation, molecular function: tRNA-specific adenosine-34 deaminase activity; zinc ion binding. Gene Ontology annotation, cellular component: nucleus; cytoplasm. NCBI's taxonomy places the organism in Eukaryota, Metazoa, Chordata, Actinopteri, Beloniformes, Adrianichthyidae.